CAAACAAGAAAGAAUAUCCUGGGAAAACAUUGUCAAAUAAUUACCAGGUUUUGACAGAUCAGCAAGAUCCAACAUAUUCUACACCAAUACAAGGAACAAAAGUUAUUGGUUUCGAGUUUAAAAAUUUGAGAAGUUUUAUAGCAGAUUUUGACUUUAAAUUGAAUUCUGUAGCAGCCCAA
Dentiscutata heterogama is the source of this 179-nucleotide messenger RNA. NCBI's taxonomy places the organism in Eukaryota, Fungi, Glomeromycota, Glomeromycetes, Diversisporales, Gigasporaceae. The record is from the annotation of a GenBank genome assembly.